Molecule: messenger RNA, 1627 nt
Organism: Triticum dicoccoides
Lineage: Eukaryota; Viridiplantae; Streptophyta; Magnoliopsida; Poales; Poaceae
Exons: 2
Coding region: 200-952 (250 amino acids)
Source: RefSeq, a predicted model, not a curated record
GUUUUAGCUAUGCCGGCCUGGGCCGACUUCGACUCGGAUUCAAACACUUCACUGCCUCCCGCGUCCUUAUUUUCUUGCUCGCCGUGUUUCCCCAAAUCCCGAUCCAUCAGACCACGCCCUCCGAUCAGCCUCCCUCGAUCCAUCUUCCUCUCUCUCAGUGCCGGAUCGUUGCUCCUCGAUCAACUCCGCGGCCGCGACCAUGGCCGGCACCACGGUGCUCCCGCCGUCUCUGCUCCCGCGCCGUAGCGCCGCCGCCUCCGCCGACCUGCACUCCUGCUCCUCCCGCGUGCGCGUGAACCCUGCCUUGAUGGCGAACCCCGCGGCUGCCAAGAAGCCAAAGCGCCCCGGAUCCAUGCGCGGCGAGCAACCGCCGCCGGCGAAGCGCCUACGCGGUGCCUGCUCCGGGGGCGAGCUCCAUGUCGCCGUCCCCGCCAACAUCAAGAACGGCAGGAAGCUUCCGUCUCCCAUCAGCGGCAAGGAUCUGCUCCACUCCUCCGCAAUCAAGAACCAGGUCGCCGAAUCUCCGGCUGCCGCGACGCAAUCGAAGCCGCAGAUGAGCAUGCGCGAACUGAUCGCGAACGCUCGCCUCACCAUGGCUCGCCUCGACAAGGCUCGCUCUGCCUCCAAAGAAGAGGCCAACCGUCGGCAGGAGAUCGAGCGCAGCAGAGCAGAGGCCCGGCGAAAGAUGGAGCAGAUGGCGGACACGGUGCAGUUCAACGACCCCUGGAUCCAUCACUCCGACGUGACCAAGUCCCCUGAGGAGCUGCUCAAAGCAAGACAGCACGCAUGGCGUUAUCAAGCUCACCUCCUCGAGAUGGCUCGUCGACGGGACUUUGCUCAAGCGAUGCAAAUCCAGGAUGAGCGCUCGGGUGAUGGAAGCAGAGGAAGAAAUCAUCAGCAGUGCAGGCUUGCUGGUGGUAGUCUUGCAUCAGAGGAAGCAAAGCAGAGUUAAGCUAGUCCUUCCUAAACCAUUCACACAUGAGUUUCAUUUAAUCUUUGCAUCUCUAGGUUCUGCACUUAAUCACCAAGAUUUCUAGUGUUCUUUCAAUCCCUUUCAGCCAUUAGUAAUUUUACAAGAGUGUCAGCAGAGUCUCCAUCUAGCUAGGCAGCAAAAACCUUGUUAAGAUGUGUACGGCAUAGUUACACUACAUCCACACCUGGUCCUAAGUAAGGGUUUAAGUAAAUAAAGGGCAUUUUCAAUAAAUCAAAGUAAAGCAGAUGAGCCUAAAAAGGAAGCUCAUGUACUGCAAUUCCGGCACGAGACAGAGCGUAAAACGCACUCGCCGCAAAAUCCAAAACGCCCGUUUGCUACCCGGCUUGUAGCAGGAAAAAAGGAGUAGAAUUGAACUUGUCGAUACACACAGUAAUCAUGUGAGCUGCCUAGCGUCUGGAGACUAUGCUGACCCUCCUGUAAACUUAAUCUUGGCUGACUUGGAUUCUUAGGCAUUGGCGUCGUGGUGAGUUAAAGUUGCAGUUUCUGACGAGUAGCAUUGGUUGGUGAACUCUUGUGUGUAUGUGUGAGUGAAGCUUUGAGCUAAGCAAGUCCUUGAUGUACCGACUAUCAAGUCAUACUGUAAUCAAUUUUGGAUUUGAAUGAGAAAAUUGUUGGUCUGAAUUUUGCAGAGCA